Perognathus longimembris pacificus (Pacific pocket mouse) is the source of this 7928-nucleotide messenger RNA. It is a transcript of the gene Psd3, whose product is annotated as pleckstrin and Sec7 domain containing 3. The transcript has 17 exons. Gene Ontology annotation, biological process: regulation of ARF protein signal transduction. The record is from RefSeq and is a predicted model, not a curated record. Lineage: Eukaryota; Metazoa; Chordata; Mammalia; Rodentia; Heteromyidae. Gene Ontology annotation, molecular function: protein binding; phospholipid binding; guanyl-nucleotide exchange factor activity. The coding region runs from base 227 to 4099 and encodes 1290 amino acids.
UAGGUGAAACAUGAAGCUCCAAAAGCUCAAAUAACUUGCCUAAGAUUGCCCUGUCAGGAAAUGGGAAAGACAGGGAAUCCUUUCUUCAGCGCCAGCCCUGCCCAUGCUGGCGAUGGAAUCGUGGGGCUGAGUCAUGUCUGCCCGCAGCUGCUCUUCUUUGCCAUCCCUGGGCACUGAGGUCUGAAACUCGACCCUGGCAAGGACCAGCCCUACCCCCUUGGAGGAAAUGGCUGAGCAACCUCAGCAACAGCAGAUGAAAACUUCCUUCCUCUUCAUCCAGCUGCAGGCCCCCCCUCUCCGAGCUCUCCCCGCCCAGUCUCCAGCUAGAGCAGCCUCAAGAGCAGCCCCAGGGGGCCGGGAGGAGGGACCUAUUUCCCUAAGUCCCAGGACAGACUUCUUGGCAGGCUGGGACCGGAGGCGCACACGAGGCUUAGCUGCUUCUCCUUCAAGACUGCUGCCUGACGCUAGCCUAAGGGGAGAGGACCCCGCAGCUCUUGGUUGCUACUCACCCAAGGAGAAGAAGGAGAGAGAGGAAAAUCCCCAGGAUCUGGAUGUCAGGAGGAGUGGUGUUUGCAGAUCCCUACGUUGUGGGUGUCGCCUGGCUGCAGCCUCUGGGAAACUUGGAUGGCCACAGUCGCUGUCAUGCAGGCUGGCUAGCCCCGCUCCUGCCAUGAGCAAUGGAAACAGCGAUCCCUCCAUGGGCUGCAAGCAUUGGCCAUUCGCUUCCAUCCCCCAGGACCUGUGGGACAUGGACUCCCAGGCCAGAGAUGCUUUACGAAGCCCAGUGCAGGCCACCUGGGUCCACACUGCCCACAGGGUCGAAAGGGCAGAGCUGAGAAAGGCACCUCAUCAGGUACUUCUGAAGAAAUGUGACCAGGGCCACGGGGUUACAAUGCUGGCGACCAGGGCACAGCUGUGCAGAUACUGCCCCGCCAUUCAGAUCAGCCAGACCUGCCCGGCCCCACCAGCUGCUCUGCCUCUCAAGGCAGAGACAUUUGUUUGGGUUAAUAACGCAUCAGCACAUUCCCAGAGUGUUGCCAAGGCCAAAUAUGAAUUUUUAUUUGGCAGAUCAGAAGAGAAGACUCCUGAUACUAGUGAUCAUGGAGGAAGCACUUUACUCCCACCAAAUGUCACUAAUGAAUUCCCAGAAUAUGGGACCAUGGAGGAAGGAGGAGAAGGCCUGAGAGCGUCUCUGGAGUUUGAUGCAGAGUCUCUGCCAUGCCGCCCACCAAGGCAGCAGGGAGUCCAUCUUCUUGCUGGCCAAGACUCUGGGCUCAACAGUGUUACCGAAGGACCAAAAGAUUUCCGAGAGGCUCCCUCCCAAAGUCACCUCAAGGAACAAAGUUUACAACAUAUUGACUCUUUGAUUUCUGCUCUGAAAGCCACAGAAGCCAGAAUAGCUUCAGAGACAUUACAGGCUACAAAGGUACUGGACAAAGAUGUUUCUAGUAUUUCAGUUCAGCAGGUAGAAAAAGAGCUGGACAUUGGCAGUCAUAAAACACAGAGAACCAACAAAUUAGUCCCUGCUGGCCAGGAACAGUCACCAGAUAUACCUCUUUCAGCAGAAGUCACGACUGAGGAAGAUGUUUAUUUGAGCAUCGAGGAGGAUCUGACUGCACUGUUAACUGGAGACGCUCAGGCAGAGCUUUCCCAGGUAACUCAUGAUGAGAGACAACGGUCUGUCUGUGUGCAGGAGCCACCGUGUCCUGUGUCCUCCUUACAGAGCUCAGCUGUAACCUGUAACUUGGCAGACAGCAGUAGAGUUUUGCAAGAGCAGAGGUCUGACCUUGGGAGAGAGCAUCCUGGAGGAUGUGAUCGAGGAGGGCCCCUGGUACGCUCAGGCCGGAUCAAACAUGUGGAAUUUCAAGGAGUAGAGAUACUGUGGACAGGAGGGAAGAGAGAGACCCAGCAUCCUGGAGAUUUUGUGACGUCAGUGGAAAGGACAGCCCCUCCUGUGAACAAAGACUUUCCCAAAGCCCCAAGCCCUCACAUCUCAGCUGCUGGCGUACGUAAUUCCAUUGGUUUAACUGGGAAUGCUGGGAAUGAAAGCUGGAAAGCUCCUUCAGAGAGGCCUGGGACCAGCUCAGGGACAUUGUCCCCCAUGCCUCUUGUUGAAAGUGGAGAAGAUGAGGUCUUCUUAAAAGAAAACAAAGAACAUCUUGAGAACCCUGACCUAGAGCAAGAGAAAGAAAGGCUUCUUGACCAGGAGCAGCAUCUUCAGGGAGGAGACGAUGAUAUCCUUGGGCCUGGAUAUACAGAAGACUCCACUGAUGUCUACAGCUCCCAGUUUGAGACCAUUUUGGACAACACUUCUUUAUAUUACAGUGCAGAGUCAUUGGAGACAUUGUACUCAGAGCCUGACAGCUAUUUUAGCUUUGAGAUGCCCCUUACCCCGAUGAUACAGCAGCGUAUUAAAGAAGGUGGUCAGUUCUUGGACAGGACCUCAAUGGGAGGACACCAGGAUGUUUUAAGCGUCUCAGUGGAUGGUGGGAUAGUGAUGGGCUAUUCCACUGGGCUCACCAAUGGGCUGAAUGAUGCCAGCGAUUCUGUCUACACCAAAGGAACCCCGGAAAUUGUGGUCUGGGGAAGCAAUGCUGGGGUGAGAACAACACAUCUAGAAGCUCAGUCUGAAAUGGGGAGCACUGAAAUUCUGGAAAAGGAGACUGCAGAGAGUCUUAGUAAUGGUACCAGCAGCAACUUGGAAGCGGCCAAAAGAUUGGCCAAACGCCUUUAUCAACUAGACAGAUUCAAAAAAUCGGAUGUCGCAAAACAUCUAGGCAAAAACAAUGAAUUUAGCAAACUAGUUGCAGAAGAAUAUCUGAAGUUCUUUGAUUUUACAGGAAUGACACUAGAUCAGUCUCUCAGGUAUUUCUUUAAAGCAUUUUCUCUUGCGGGAGAAACUCAAGAAAGAGAAAGAGUAUUAAUACAUUUCUCUAAUCGAUACUUUUACUGUAACCCAGAGGCCAUCGCUUCACAAGAUGGAGUACAUUGCCUUACCUGUGCGAUGAUGCUGCUUAACACAGACCUCCAUGGCCAUAAUAUUGGAAAGAAGAUGACCUGCCAAGAGUUCAUUGCAAAUCUUCAAGGAGUAAAUGAAGGUGUUGAUUUCUCUAAGGAUCUGUUGAAAGCUCUGUACAAUUCAAUCAAGAAUGAGAAGCUUGAAUGGGCAGUAGAUGAUGAAGAGAAAAAAAAAUCUCCUUCAGAAGGUACUGAUGAGAAGGCCAAUGGAACGCAUCCGAAGACCAUCAGCCGGAUUGGGAGUACGACUAACCCAUUUUUGGACAUUCCUCAUGACCCAAAUGCUGCUGUGUACAAAAGUGGAUUCUUGGCUCGGAAAAUCCAUGCAGAUAUGGAUGGAAAGAAGACUCCGAGAGGAAAGCGAGGAUGGAAAACCUUUUAUGCUGCCCUGAAGGGAACUGUCCUUUACUUGCAAAAGGAUGAAUAUAAGCCAGAGAAGGCCCUGUCGGAGGAGGACUUGAAGAACGCCGUAAGUGUGCACCACGCUCUGGCCUCCAAGGCCACGGACUAUGAGAAGAAGCCCAACGUGUUUAAGCUCAAAACUGCUGACUGGAGGGUCCUGCUCUUCCAAACCCAGAGUCCUGAGGAGAUGCAAGGAUGGAUAAGCAAAAUUAAUUGUGUGGCAGCAGUAUUUUCUGCACCACCAUUUCCAGCAGCUAUUGGGUCUCAAAAGAAAUUCAGCCGCCCACUUCUGCCUGCCACUACAACAAAAUUAUCUCAGGAGGAGCAGCUGAAAUCUCAUGAAAGCAAACUGAAGCAGAUUACCACGGAGCUGGCUGAGCACCGCUCAUAUCCCCCCGACAAGAAGGUCAAAGCCAAGGACGUAGAUGAAUACAAGCUGAAAGAUCACUAUCUGGAGUUUGAGAAAACUCGUUAUGAAAUGUAUGUCAACAUUCUGAAAGACGGAGGCAAGCAGCUCCUGAGUAACGAGGAAAGUGAGACUGCAGGACUGAAGAAGUCACAUUCAAGCCCUUCGCUGAACCCAGAUUCUUCUCCAAUCACCGCCAAGGUCAAGCGUAAUGUGUCAGAGAGGAAGGACCACCGACCGGAAACACCAAGCAUUAAGCAAAAAGUUACCUAAAAUCCAUCUGCGGCCAGGAAGUGCUGGUCAUGGAGCAAAAUAGGGUUUUUCAAGAUCUUUCUGGUAAUCCGUGAAUAUAUUUAAAAAAAAAUUCUGUGACUAAAUGGUGCAUUAGUAACUUUUUCUAUUUGUAGUUUUUGUUAGUUUCUGUAUAGAUUGUCUUUGCUCUUGAUUUCUAUGCUUUGAUGACUUUUGCAACUCAGUAACUAAUGCACCUUUCUGUGUAUGUGAGGAGCCGGAGGAUCGUGAUUCCAGAAUUACGGAUCCCUUCUCCUUUGAUUUUGUUUUCUUUGUACUCUGCUCAGUUGUUUUAUGUUUUCUCAAUCAACUGGUCUACUUUUUUUUUUUUAAGAUUGAAAAAAUUCAAUCCUUUGUGAAACACUUAACUGGAGAAACAUUGUGGUUUAGUCUAUUCUAGCCAGAAUUCAUGUCUUUAUAUGUGAACUCUCACCCAGUCACAGAGGUGAAAUUGAGUACUGACAGAUGCUCAAGUAAGAAUGACAGUGCUGGGGUCAAGGUGUUCUGAUGGGAUGCAGCUCUAUGCGCAUCUUAGCAGGAAUUGUUGAGUUCAGGCCUGCUGGAAGCAGGGCACAGGGAGUAUGAAGAUCGCAGGACUAGAGAACUUUUGGAAGCACAUGUGCUUGCUGAAGGUAUGGAUUCCAUUCCAGCAAGUAAGGGAUAGAAGAAGUGGAAUCAUUUUGCCUUUGAAGUCCAAGGUUAAAUUGCUAUUGAGUUAACUUUGCUUUCUAAAGGGUAGAGGCAAUAAUCUACUCUUGGCAAGCUACAGCAGUAGAUAUGAGUUUGGUCUAUAAGCAAUUGUUACUUCAUGCUCACCGGGUCUAGACUAGGAAACCAGAAUCAUCUCUAUCAGUCGUAAUUUUCCAUUCAGGAACAGUUGCUUUUUUGCUCUACACACACGUAUAGGUAUGGGGUCAUCUCUCGAUUGAAACAAACUAGUAUUGAAAAUGGAAUUCCUUUUGUUCUUUCCUAAAGUCAAGACAGAAUUAGAGAGUAAAUAGCAGUUUCAGUUCUUCAGCAAUGGGUAUUGAUUCCUUAGACUAAAUCUGAAAGUAAUAUCUGACUGGAUUGUGGUUAGGAAAGGGAGACUUCUGCCAGUGUAAUAGACAAUUUACUAGUCUAUUCUUAUCUCCCUCUCUUCAGUAGCCACUUCACUCUGUCACUGUUAACUUCUUCCUAAAAAUGCUGUCUAUUUUAAUCAUUUCUUUCUGUGUAUUCAAAAUAGUACUAUUCACCUCCCAGUCACAAGCUUUCUCUGGUGAUAGUCCCUUUGAAGUCCAGGGUAAUAACAGAAUACAUACUCUCUGACAUAGGAAGAGAAGGAAAUGAACAUUGAGCCCCUUGACUUCUAACUUUGGGGUUUCCAACCUCAAAAUUCUGUUUUGUCUAAAGCUGUCAUCUUCUCAAAUAACACAACUUCAAGACUAAUGGGAUUAUUUAAAUCUUUGUUUCUUCCCAUAGAAAUUUUCUCUACUUUUACUUAGUUUACUAGUUGAAGGUACUAUGACCAAAGCAUUAGCUGCUGUGCAUGAAUGAAUGGUCCCAGUGGAUUAGGGAAAGCCUGCUAAAGAAUCAUGGUAGUUUUAGUGACACUAUUAGGGUAUACUAGCACUUAUUUAUUAAUGUUUACUUUUGUAACUAUAUACACGUCUGUAUUGGUGCCCAAGGAAGAAGAGCCUUUCUCUAAUAUGUAGAUCCUUGCUAUGUGGUAUUUCGCCAAAUCUUUGAAAAACUUCCUCAAAUCUCGAUUGUGUUUGAAUAAAGGCAAUGACUAAUUGUAUGUUCUACCACCUGAAACAAAUACGGCAAUAUCCAAAGUGAUCUAAGUACCUAAAUCAUUUUGGUAGCUUCUUGUGAAUCUAAGAUUCCAACAAGCAAGUGGCUUUUCUUCCCAGAAGCUGAACUGCUACCAUCUGUGUUCUGCCUAAAUGUUUGCACAGCGGAAGGGAGAGAGGUUCCCAGACGCUGUUGUGCGGGCAUCAGCACCUCAGUACAAUUGACAUGUUUGGGUGUGUUUGUCCUCCUCUGUGUCUAUGUAUAUAGGAUGUUUGUAUUUGUUGACUUAAAAAUAUAUAAUAUACACCAGAAUGGUACCUUGCUACAGCAUUGCUCGCCAUCAUCAGCACUGUGGCACUGCUCUUGUCACAAGACUCACUGGGGUUGGCUCUGGGGACAUUUGAACAUGCUCAUAGAUAAUCAGGUGACAAGGGCACUUUCAAACCUGCACAAUACCUUGUCCACAUCAUUUAUCUUUUUAAAAAACGAAGUCAAUGUUGUUUUGUGAGCCCGGAUCUCAGCUGCCCUAGUGUAGUGUUGUUUUUCUUCAGAGGCUGGGCUAGAAACAUCUCCUCCCCGGGGUGUCUGGAAGGAUGCUGUCUGCUGUCAGUACAUGUAGCAGGCCAAGAGAUUAUCCUAUGGGAGCGAACAGCUUCUGAUCUGACUAGAUUCUGAGAGUCUGGUGCGUAGCCAACCACUAUUCUUAGUGAUCAUCUAUAGUAGUCAGAAGAAGUGAAACGGGAUCCCCUCACUGCUUCUCCAAGCUUGUUGCCCGAUUCAUGGUACAGGGAGUCUCUUCCCCCUCUUUUCUAUAGAAGGUACUCUACCAAUCCCCUCUCCACCUGCUCUUCUCCCCUACUUCAUGGCUUGGGAGCUCUGAGCUUCUAUCCAUUCGUUUUCUUUGUAUAAAUAUCCUUAGUAAUAAUUUUUAGUGUACAAAAUAUUAUGUCAUCAAAAGACCUUGUUGAUAGUCUUGUUGCAGAAUUGAUCACUAAAGUGGCCCAAGUAUAAAAUCUGUCUGCAAACUUAGCCCCACUUCAUUUGGUGGGCUUUUAUAGGAAGCUGUCAAUCAUAAUUGUUACUGACAUACGAAGUCCCUCUUGAUUGAUAGACCACAGAUAAUGUGCAAUGUGCAAUGUCCUUUCAUAAAUAUCAGUUACCUAACUUUUGCCAAUGUUUAAUGAGCCAGGUAUUACAUUUUAAUUCAUCUCAGUCAGACCAACAUGUGGGAGUAUCCUCUGAUAAAAAUACAAUUUUUUCAGUUGCCUGUCGGUAAAGGGAAAAGGCAAUAUUUUCUCAUGUAGCAGUCACGUGCUGGUUCUGAGUUCUCUUGGUUCUCCCACUGUUGCCAGAAGACAAGGACUGCUUCCUAGUCAGAAGUGACAUGAAAACACUAAUUUUGGAACAGGAAAAGCUGGCUGGCUUUCCAAAGCUCAGCUAGGUUUGGGUUUCGUUCUAAGGGCAAGCAUGGUGCUUCUGAAGCUGAGGGAGAAGUUAUAUAACCUGAAGAGAAAGAGGCCAUUCGCUACCUGAGCAUGGUUACACAGGCCCCUCCUCUAUCAAGUGAAGAGCCAGAGUUGUGUUCUGAGAAACGGCAAGACCCACUCUGUUCUGAGGUGCAGUGUCUCCAUUGUGUUCUUGUCAAGACCUUGUAGAUGUGGUCAGUUGGCACUGGAAUGUGAGUUGUUUGGCAGGGUUCCUUGGACUCUUCGUUUAAGCCUACUUCAGCCUCAGUUGAUAGCAGGUUUCUUUGCUUUGUAGGUCCACAUCUCUUUAGUUUAGCUGCUGUGGGUUCAGUUGAGUUUUUCAGCAGGUCAGUAGCCAUGUUCUGUGAUGUUCAGCUGUGAAUGAUACCUGCUGAAUGACAGAUUUCUUCCCAGUUGAAAAGCUCUCCCUUGGCUUUAAGUAGAGAAAUUCAGGAAUGGCAGUGCACCUUGGCUUUAAAUGGGAUCUGCAUUUGUUUCAGUGCCUCUGUCCUAAGCAACGCAGAUAGCGUGAGUCAGUUUGAUAGGCAGAUGACAUGCUGGGCCUCCUG